GUCACACUGACAAUCCCGACUACUCUCAUUCCUGCCACUUGGACCACUGGUCUCAGCUUGCCGCAUGCUCAAUUCAUGUCCGACUGCCGUCACGAUGCUAGGCUAGCAUUCUGCCAACCCGGAUGACAAAUGACGUGCCCCACCUGCUUCCAUCAUCUUGAUCUUUGAUCGACCGACUUCACUCACGUCUUCGUUCCAACCGAUUCCUUGACCUCUUCACUCCUCUCAUCAAGCUUGCGAUCAUGUUGGCAAUCAUUGGAGCUUCUGGUAAGCUUGGCGGUGCUACGCUGGACGCCCUUCUUGAAUACAAUCUUUUGCCCAAGGACCAGAUAGUAUGCUGCACCUCGUCAGAACCUGGGAGUGACACUUGGUCCUCUCUGGAGAAGAAGGGUGUUCAAGUUCGUCAUGCCUCUUUCGAUGAUAAAUCUUCCCUUGAGAUUGCACUUUCUGGUUGCGACAAGUUCUUCCUCGUCUCCACCCCAAACAUCGACAUGGACUACAACGAUGCUCCUUUGGGUUCGGGUCGCGAGAAGCAUCACUUCACUGCCAUUGAUGCUGCGCAGUCUGCCAACGUGCAACACAUCUACUAUAGCUCCCUGGCCUUCCAGAACCCUUCGAAAUCUCGCGUCAUGCAGGCCCACAUUCGCACCGAGGCAUACCUCGCAAAGCUACCUAUCAACUAUACCAUCAUGCGUGAGGGUCUCUACAAUGAGAGCUGGCCGCUGUAUGCAAGUUAUCACGACCUCAAGGAUGACCAGCGCUCCGAAGUGCCCAUUGCUGGCGAUUCUCCUAUCAGCUGGACCGCCAUCUCUGAUCUUGGCCUUGCCAGUGCUCUGGUGAUUGUUGCACCAUCAUCUGAAUAUGCACACAAGACUUUCUAUCUGUCGCGCACUGAAGGGCCUAGAACCAUAAAUCAAAUCCUCGACAAGGUCUCGGCCGUCAGGUCCAAGAAAGUCUCUACAAAGACUGUCACACGUCAAGAGCUCGAGAGCUAUUAUGUCAAAGACAAGAAACUGUCAGAGCCUGCCGCCAAGUGGUGGGCAGCUACUUAUGAUGCUCUGAGAGACGAGGAGUGUCUGAUCAAUGAUCUAACUCUCGAGAAACUACUGGCCACCAAGGGAAAGAAGCCUAAGCCUGUGGAAGAAACGAUAGAAGAAAUGCUUCGUGCUUAAUUAAGUUCAAGUCGGACAAGCACCAGUCUAAUAAGCCAGAUCCUUGUCCCCAUCCGUCUCGACGACCCAAUCAUAGACCAAACGGAGCUUGUAUUCCUCCUUGCCCCUCUUGACGAUAAUACGUCGCGUGUGUCGUUUCUGCCCAUCCACUACCUCGAAGCCCCAUACCUGGUCUGCAGUCCAAUUGGGCUUCUUGCCUACGCUGUUCACAAUACUCUGGAAAACCUCACGAUCUCCUUCGGCCAGAAACUUCUCAUCCCAACCCUGCUUGAGGUAGUCGUGCUCGAUUUCAUCCAACUUGACGAACCGCGAGCGCCCAGUGACCAUUCCGAAGACCUUGUCAUCCUUCUCGUGCCACGCGUAGUCCACUACGCGCUCUUCAGUGUUGCGAAUAUUUCCAGUUGUGACUUGCUCAUUGUCUAUGUGCUCCAGCCCAUUUUCAUCAACGAACUGC
Aureobasidium subglaciale EXF-2481 is the source of this 1626-nucleotide messenger RNA. RefSeq lists its product as uncharacterized. The transcript has a single exon. Lineage: Eukaryota; Fungi; Ascomycota; Dothideomycetes; Dothideales; Saccotheciaceae. The record is from RefSeq and is a predicted model, not a curated record. Bases 243 to 1172 code for a protein of 309 amino acids.